GUCCCCGCAUGGCUGGAGCGCCCCGGCAGCACCGAACCGCCACCAUGUUCCACAGAAAGCGCAGCGUCUCCUUCGGCGGCUACGGCUGGAUCGACAAGACGAUGCUCGCCAGCCUGAAGAUCAAGAAACAGGAGCUGCUGAACAGCACGGAUGUGACCGUCCCGGAGCGGCCGCUGUCCCCCCCACUCACCGCCCCGCCGACCAUGAAGUCUGCAGAAUUCUUCGAAAUGCUGGAAAAAAUGCAGGCACCAAAACUUGAAGAACAGAGGACUGGAAGCCAAAAACAUAAGGAAGACUACAUCCCGUACCCCAGCAUCGAUGAGAUCCUAGAGAAGGGCAGCCCGUACCCGCUGAUCAUCCUGCCCCAGUUUGGGGGAUACUGGAUCGAAGACCCGGAAAACCUUGGCACGCCCACCUCGUCCGACAGCAGCAUCUGCGAGGAGGAGGAGGAGAACCUCAGCCCCAGCACCUACGGCUACAAGCUGGAGUGCAAAGGAGAGGCCAGAGCCUACAGGAAGCAUUUCCUGGGGAAGGAUCAUUUAAAUUUUUAUUGUACGGCCAGCAGCCUCGGCAAUCUGAUCCUUUCUAUUAAGUGUGAGGAGGCAGAUGGCACGGAAUAUUUAAGGAUUAUACUCAGGUCCAAAGUGAAGACGUUGCAUGAAAGGAUCCCCCUGGCAGGAUUUAGCAAGCUCCCUAGUAUCCCUCAGAUUGCAAAGGCUUUCUGCGACGACGCCUCCGGGCUGAAGUUUAACCCGGUUCUGUACCCCAAGGCGUCCCAGAUGAUAGUGUCUUAUGAUGAACAUGAGGUCAACAACACGUUCAAGUUCGGUGUGAUCUAUCAGAAGUUCAGGCAGACCCAAGAGGAGGAGUUGUUUGGCAAUAACGAAGAGAGCGUUGCUUUCAAGAACUUCUUAAGUUUUCUGGGAGACACCAUAACACUCCAGGACUUCAAAGGUUUUCGAGGAGGUCUGGAUGUCAGCCACGGGCAGACGGGAGCAGAGUCCGUGUACACGGUGUUCAGGGACAGGGAGAUAAUGUUUCACGUGUCUACAAAGCUGCCUUUUACCGAAGGAGAUACACAACAACUCCAGAGGAAGAGGCACAUUGGCAAUGACAUUGUGGCAAUUAUCUUCCAAGAAGAGAACACGCCGUUUGUCCCAGACAUGAUCGCCUCCAACUUCUUGCACGCCUACAUCGUUGUGCAGGUGGAAAACCCCGAGGCAGAUAACACGACGUACAAGGUGUCCGUCACGGCCCGGGAAGACGUGCCCUCCUUCGGCCCGCCCCUGCCGAGCCCGCCAGUAUUUCAGAAAAGCCCCGAGUUCCGGGAGUUCCUGCUGACGAAGCUCAUCAAUGCCGAGAACGCCUGCUGCAAGUCGGACAAGUUUGCGAAGCUGGAGGACCGGACACGGGCCGCCUUGUUGGACAACCUUCACGACGAGCUCCACGGGCACACGCAGACCAUGCUGGGCCUGGGGCCUGAGGAGGACAAACUGGAGAACGGGGGUCACGGAGGCUUUCUGGAGUCUUUCAAGAGAGCCAUCCGGGUGCGCAGCCACUCCAUGGAGACGAUGGUGGGCAGCCAGAAGAAGCACCACAGCAGCGGCAUCCCGGGCAGCCUCAGCGGGGGCAUCGCACACAACAGCGGCGAGGUGACCAAAACCACCUUCUCGCCCCCUGUACCAGCAGCUGCCACCAAGAACCAGUCCAGGAGCCCCAUCAAGCGCCGUUCGGGGCUGUUCCCUCGCCUGCACACGGGGUCUGAGAGCCAGGCGGAGAGCAGGACAAGGUGCGACAGUGUUUCUGGAGCCCAAAAGACAUCAGAUUUGGGACAUUCUUCUCAAGAGAUGAAAUCUGAGACCUCAUCCAACCCCAGCUCCCCUGAAAUAUGCCCCAACAAAGACAGGCCAUUUAUUAAGCUGAAAGAGAACGGGAGGUCAAACAUCUCCCGUUCCUCCUCGAGCACCAGCAGCUUCAGCAGCACAGCGGGGGAGAGCGAGACCCUGGAGGAGUAUGACAGCGUGGGAAGCCAGCCGUCCACAGCGUCACCGUUCAAGCAGGACGUGUUUGUCUACAGCGCCUCGCCCGGCAGCGAGAGCCCGAGCGUGGGGGCCGCGGCCACCCCCGUGAUCAUGAGCAGGAGCCCCACAGAUAUCAAGAACAGAAACUCUCCGAGGUCAAACCUGAAGUUUCGCUUCGACAAGCUCAGCCACGGCAGCUCCAGCACGAGCCACUAG
Nipponia nippon (crested ibis) is the source of this 2237-nucleotide messenger RNA. Lineage: Eukaryota; Metazoa; Chordata; Aves; Pelecaniformes; Threskiornithidae. The record is from RefSeq and is a predicted model, not a curated record.